AUGUUGCGAAGCGCUCUGGUCGCUUGCCGACUUACGCAGACACGAACGAAGAUUACAAUUCCGGCCGCUGGAGGCGGACGUCGUCGCCGACUCAAACCAAAACUGCCCAAGGACAAUUUUUGGACCGCGUGCAGACUGCAAUGGAGCCGCUUUCACCCUCCGGUCAAUGACAAGUUUCAGCUCCAGCGUGAUGGCAGUGCGUAUGACGAGCUUGUCAUUCACACAAAUUCCAAGGAGUUUGUGAUCGAAGUGCUGUCCUCCAAACAGCAGAUCGAGUUUUCAUCUCCGGUUUCUGGUCUACGAACGUAUCAAUGGAACGCGAUGGCCAAGCGAUGGGAAGACGAGACUGACUCGCACGACAUCGAAGGACUCCUGACACGCGACUUAAUGCGCUUCUGUGCCGGGAUUCCGCUCUUCUAGUCCGCUGGCCAGUGCCACAACUGCUACUGCCCACUGAGGCACAGAAAAUGUUACCACGACGUACUUGGAGUGGCCAAAUAAACUUUCUACUUUACGAGGCCCAC
Molecule: messenger RNA, 524 nt
Organism: Phytophthora infestans T30-4
Lineage: Eukaryota; Oomycota; Peronosporomycetes; Peronosporales; Peronosporaceae
Exons: 6
Coding region: 1-420 (139 amino acids)
Biological process (GO): iron-sulfur cluster assembly
Molecular function (GO): ferric iron binding
Source: RefSeq, a predicted model, not a curated record